Molecule: messenger RNA, 1820 nt
Organism: Misgurnus anguillicaudatus (oriental weatherfish)
Lineage: Eukaryota; Metazoa; Chordata; Actinopteri; Cypriniformes; Cobitidae
Gene: stradb
Product: STE20 related adaptor beta
Biological process (GO): protein export from nucleus; activation of protein kinase activity; protein phosphorylation
Cellular component (GO): serine/threonine protein kinase complex
Molecular function (GO): protein kinase activity; ATP binding; protein serine/threonine kinase activator activity
Source: RefSeq, a predicted model, not a curated record
CAUCUAUACGUCAGACAUGACAUGAAAUCAGCUGGGACCCUGAACAAAAGCUUUAGCAAGUCAAGUUCGAAAUGUUAUUUAGCGUGAGUGGAGCCGCGUGAUUUUUUUCACGCAAUGAAACUGUGAUUAAAUCCGUUGUAACUGUAACAACUAACGCUCACUGUGAAGUCCACAGAGUAAGGUCUUUAUACAGAUGAUCCUUUAUCCAAAUGCAUAACAAUGGACUCUAAAGGAAAAUUGCAUGCAGAGAUGAGAUGAAGUCAAUUACCCAGAGGAAUCCAAACAAAGCCAGAUGUGCUUCUCUAUAGUCGAAUAAAUGAACACCAGUGAAGCAUCCAUACAGCCAAAAAGACCUCAUGUCAUUUCUGGACUGCACCUGUAUCUCUACCCACUCACAAGUUCAGUCCAUCAGCAUAGAGGAGCAGUAUGAAGACAUCAGCCACCAGGUCUCGAGCAGUGAUGUCUCUCCGUGUUCUGUGUUGAUGGAUGACGAUGACGUCACAGGUCUUUCCACUGACCCCGCCCACUAUCAGCUGCUGUCACGACUGGGGCGGGGGUUCAAUAACCUGAGUCAGGUGAGCGUAGCGCGUCAUACUCCAUCCGGUCGACUGGUGGCGGUAAAAAACACGAACCUCGAUGAGUGUACAGAAGAUGAACUCCUACAUCUGAUGAAUGAGGUUUUGUUGUCCAGACUGUUUCGUCACCCAAAUCUUCUGACGUCCAGACUGGUGUUCAGUUCGUGCUGUGAGCUCUGGGUCUUGUCUCCGCUCAUGAGCUAUGGUUCUGCAGACUAUCUGCUCAGGCAGUAUUUUCCGGAUGGAAUGAGUGAGUCUCUCAUAGCGUAUUUGCUGUAUGGUGUGUUGAGAGGUCUGGAGUACCUGCAUCACAUGGGUUAUGUGCACAGGGGUGUUAAGGCAAGUCACGUGUUGUUGUCAGCAGAAGGUCGGGUGUGUUUGUCAGGGCUUCAAAGCGUGUACAGUCUAAUGAAGGAUGGCAAGAGGAUGAGGACGGUAUAUGAUAUGCCUCAGCACAGUCCAUCUCUUCUGCCAUGGUUGAGUCCUGAGCUACUGCGACAGGAUCUCCAUGGCUAUGGUGUGAAAUCGGACAUCUACAGUCUGGGAAUUGUGGCUUGUGAACUGGUCAGUGGCAGGGUGCCGUUUCAGGACAUGCCGCCCACUUUGAUGCUGCUACAGAAGUUGCAGGGGUCUCAUUCUUGUCUCCUCGAUGUCUCUCCUUACCCACUCGGAGACCUCGGUGCACUCAAAGUGUCCCGUUCCGGUGUGGAUUCGGGGAUCGGUGAGAGUGUCGCAACCGGAAGCCUGACUCGUACGGCCACCGCUGAGAGACCCCAAAGUCCCGCCCCCAAAAACCACUCGGCUACACUGCACAACCUGGUUCAGCUCUGCCUGCACCAACAGCCUGAGAACAGGCCGUCCGCAAGCGCUCUUCUCAACCACCCCUUCUUUAGACAGGUUAAGAAACACACAAAAGACUCUUUCCUCAGUUUGAUGUAUCCGGCCGUACCGAUGUCCUGUCCUCCAGAUACACCACCAUCCGAAACCCCAACCCACACCUGUAAUACUCCCUCUCCCACCAACACUGAGCCAGAAGAUGGGAUGUGGGACUUUUCCUAACCCCCUUCACUACCCCUGUCCCGAAAUACCAUGUCCUUCUUUUCUUUCCUUUUUUCCCUGCCUUUACACUGAAAAAAUGAUUUUUAAGAAAACAAAUCUUAGUAUUUUUGUCUUGUUUUCAGUAAAAAUUUCUAAAAAUUCAAAAAUUUAGAUGCUUUUUCUUGUUGAGCAAAACGACCCAAGAAA